AUGACAAUCAGUAACAAGUUCCCUGGGGAUAUCCCCUAUUUCACUCCGGCUCAGGACCCUCCUGCUGGCACUCCACUUGAUCUUGCCUCGGCUCCGACUUUAUAUAAGCCACUGCAGAUGCGCGGGAUUAAGAUACACAACCGCAUUGGUGUUUCCCCCAUGGGCAUGUACUCCGCUGGAGAAGAUGGACAUGCUACGGACUUUCAUCUUGUCCAUUUGGGUCAGUUUGCGCUCAAGGGGGCUGGUUUAGUUUUUAUUGAAACUACUGCUGUUGAGCCACGGGGUCGCUGGAGCCCAUAUGAUGUUGGCCUCUGGAACGAUGACCAGAUUGCCCCAAUCAAGCGCAUUGCCGACUUUAUCCAUAGCCAGGGCUCUCAUAUUGGUAUUCAGAUCGCUCAUGCAGGGGUUAAGGCAAGCCUCCUGCCAACAUGGACGAGCGGUACCAAUAAGUCGCUGGCAACUGAGGAUGUUGGUGGUUGGCCAGAUGAUGUGGUUGGCCCGAGCCCAAUCCCAUGGGCGGAUGAUCAUGCCGUACCAAAACAGUUGACUGUUCAGGAAAUUAAGGAGCAGAUACAAAAGUGGAAAGACACUGCCGUACGUGCUAUCAAAGCGGGAAUUGAUGUGAUCGAAAUCCACGCUUCUCAUGGCGCUCUUUUAAACAAUUUCUUAUCUCCUGUCUCGAAUAAACGCACCGAUGAGUACGGCGGUAGUUUUGAGAACCGCACCCGUUUUUUAUUUGAGGUCAUCGAAGCCAUUCGUGAGGCCAUUCCUACAUCGACACCGCUCUGGGUCCGUCUCUCGGCUACCGACUGGCUCGAGUAUACAGGAGAACCUUCUUGGGACAUUGAAAGCAGUAUUCGCCUUGCCAAACUGCUCCCAGCAGCAGGCGUUGAUGUUCUCGAUGUAACGACUGGUGGCAAUGCCGCAGCACAACGCAUCGAGAUAUCUCAAACCUUUCAAACGGACAUCGCCGGUCGCAUACGCGAUGCGGUGCGUGCUGAUGGCCACAACCUGCUUAUUGCCGCUGUAGGUCUGAUUAGAGAUGGUAGUUUUGCAAGAGCACUAGUUCAAGAGGGCGAGGAUCCCAAGGCAGAUAUUGUGCUGGUGGCAAGGCAGUUCCUUCGAGAGGGAGAUUUAGCCCUAAGUAUGGCACAUGAACUUGAUGUCAACGUACAGUGGCCAAUACAAUAUCAUCGGGCACCUCCAAAACCCACCGGGAGGCCUAUCUAA
Clonostachys byssicola is the source of this 1230-nucleotide messenger RNA. Lineage: Eukaryota; Fungi; Ascomycota; Sordariomycetes; Hypocreales; Bionectriaceae. The record is from the annotation of a GenBank genome assembly.